GAUAAAUUAUACAAACCACAAUCAAAUCAAAACUCAUUUUCCGCAAAGCUUUAUCCAUCGGGGGCUAAACAUAAACCAAAAUCAAAACAUUAUUCGUAUUCUUCAUUUCCGUCUCCGUCGGGGGCUAAAUACAAACCACAAUCAAAUCAAAAUUCAUUUUCCGCAAAGCUUUAUCCAUCGGGGGCUAAAAAUAAACCAAAAUCAAAUCAUUAUUCGUAUUCCUCAUUUCCCUCUCCGUCGGGGGCUAAAUACAAACCACAAUCAAAUCAAAAUUCAUUUUCCGCAAAGCUUUAUCCGUCGGGGGCUAAAAAUAAACCAAAAUCAAAUCAUUAUUCAUAUUCCUCACUUCCUUCUCCGUCGGGGGCUAAAUACAAACCACAAUCAAAUCAAAAUUCAUUUUCCGCAAUGCUUUAUCCAUCGGGGGCUAAAAAUAAACCAAAAUCAAAUCAUUAUUCGUAUUCCUCAUUUCCCUCUCCGUCGGGGGCUAAAUACAAACCACAAUCAAAUCAAAAUUCAUUUUCCGCAAUGCUUUAUCCGUCGGGGGCUAAAAAUAAACCAUAUGUAAGACCAAAGCAAGGACAUGACAGAUGGCGUUAUUCAAAUAAACACAAGAAGAAUCUCCGAACCAGUAAACAAGAGUCAACUGAAUCUGCUGAAUCGGAAGAAAAGGUUUUAAUGGGUGGGCAAAGUACUCGGGACUUUGAAUUUAGGACUGAAAUAACUUCUAAUGAGUUUUCUAGAGAUAGAGAAGAAGACGAGACUAGUACAGAGGAGAUACUAAUACAGCACAGCAAUGUUAUCGAUGUUGGGUUGUCUCGAAAGACACCACGACGAUUAAACAUUACUUUUGUUUCACCAGAAAAUUUCAGAAUCAGCGAUGAAAGACGAAUUUUAAGAAAAAGUAACGCAAACGAUUCGUUUGCAGUGGAUACUAGUCCAGGAAAUUUUGAUGCCGUAGAUACAAUGAUUAAGCAUAUAGAAGAAGAAAUAGAAGCAGUAAAAGACCAGGUCGAAUACGUCAAAAAUCUAACUCACUCGAAACGCAUAGAAAAUACAGACAGUAACAGAACGGAAAAUUUUACUGAUGCUGAAGCAUUGGAAUCCAAGAAUACGUUCUCAUUUAGAGCUCAAUAUGAUACAGAUGCGUCUAAUUCUACAGAAACAGAGACUAACCGUAAUAAAACAAAUGAAAAUGUUACUGAGACUACAUCGACAAAUGUCUCUGACAUAACAACCGCUUACGAGGAAAAGGAAAUAACACAUGAAGAGCAUACAUCUGAAAAUCCAAUAAAUAAUAUAGUUGACAUCGAUAAAUCAAAAAAUGGUGAAUCGUUUGACAUGAAUGAUACCCAUUUUGUCAACGAAGUUAAACAUAGACAAGACGAGACUUCUAUGCCACCAAAUGAAAAAGAUAAGGCUGAAUAUAGCCCUGCAAAUAGAACAGUAGUAGAAGUAGGCAAUAAUUCUACUGCCACAAAUAUUGAGGGGGCAGGAAUUACUGCGGGGAAUAUGCGAGAUAUAAGCGAAUAACAGCAAAUAUGCUAAUGUAUCCGUAGUAAACACAGUGAAAGCAGUGGAGCCGAAACAAUUGAAUCUAGCCCUCGAAACAGUCCUUCAAUUUGACGAGAAAGACCGAGCAGCCGACCUAGCCGUCCUAGACAAGGUGCAAGAUUUCCUAGAUAAAAU
This is a messenger RNA of Cydia fagiglandana, 1686 nucleotides long. RefSeq lists its product as uncharacterized. The transcript is spliced from 3 exons. The coding region runs from base 406 to 1530 and encodes 374 amino acids. The record is from RefSeq and is a predicted model, not a curated record. Lineage: Eukaryota; Metazoa; Arthropoda; Insecta; Lepidoptera; Tortricidae.